CCUCACUCGCCGCUAUCAUUUUGUACUUCUUUUGUCUUUUGUUGCUCUCGACCACCGUUCUCCGCCGCUUGAAUCGUUGAAAACUUGCCGGAGUUUCCAUUUCCACGACCUUUAACUUAGAGAUCCACUAGUUGCUAUGUACGUGCGCGCGUAAAUUAACGUAGUUUUACAACUCUACUCUGUUCUAUAGAAUCACAAACUUCAUUUAGCAAAGACUGCGGCGGCGGCGGAGAGCAGGGAUCGGAAUCGGAGGCGCCUCGAUCAUUUUUCGAGCUGAAGAACCGUGUUCCUUUUUCGGAUAUCAGAAAUUUAAUAGAGAAAAUAAACUUUUUAUUUUUGUUGUUAAUUAUUUGUUUUACAAAUAGUUAAAUUAGAUCGACUUUGCGUUGUUCUGUUUAUCGUGUGAAGUGUGUGUGUGAACAAAUUAGUUAAGUUUGUUUUUCUUCGUUGAGUGAUGGAUCAGAAGAAUCUAUUUCUAUCAGCUUUGGGUGUGGGAGUUGGAGUUGGAGUUGGCAUUGGGCUGGCUUCAGGGCAGACGGUAAGCAAAUGGACGGGUUCCUCUUCAAACCCCGUUACGGUGGAUAUUAUGGAGCAGGAGAUGCUUAAUACCAUUGUUGAUGGUAGAGACAGCAAAGUAACCUUCGAUGAAUUUCCGUAUUACUUGAGUGAACAGACACGGGCCUUGCUAACAAGUGCAGCCUUUGUUCAUUUGAAAAGUGCCGAUUUUGCUAAGCAUACACGAAACCUCUCCCCUGCAAGUCGAACAAUCUUGCUCUCAGGACCUGCUGAGUUGUACCAGCAAAUGCUCGCCAAGGCUUUGGCUCAUUACUUUGGAGCGAAGUUGUUAUUGCUGGAUGUAACUGAUUUUUCACUGAAGGUUCAGAGCAAAUAUGGAAGUUCUAGAAAUGAAUCUUCUUUUAAGAGGUCCAUAUCUGAGACAACAUUGAAUCGAAUGUCAGACUUGCUUGGAUCUUUCUCCAUCCUUCAGCCAAAGGAGGAAAAGAAAGGUACAUUGCGUAGGCAGAGUAGCGGAGUAGAUAUUCCAUCAAAGGGAAUAGAAGGCUCCUCAAAUCCUACAACUUUGCGAAGGAAUUCAUCUGCCUCAGCUAAUAUGAACAAUCUUACUUCAUACAGCACUACAUCAAAUCCAGGUCCACUUAUGCGCACCAGUAGCUUGUCUUUUGAUGAGAAGCUUCUAAUACAGGCACUUUAUAAGGUUCUGGUUAAAGUGUCCAAAACAUGUCCUAUUGUUCUGUAUCUUAGGGAUGCUGAAAAGCUCCUUUGUAGAUCAGAAAAAGUAUACAUCUUGCUACAGAAAAUGUUAAGGAGAUUGUCUGGAUCAGUAUUGAUCCUUGGUUCAAGAAUUGUGGAUCCUGGAGAUGACUACAGAGAACUAGAUGAGAGGCUUUCUUCUGUGUUUCCUUAUAACAUUGAAAUUAAACCACCAGAAGAAGAAACUCAUCUUGUCAGCUGGAAUUCUCAGCUGGAAGAGGACAUGAAGAUGAUACAGUAUCAGGAUAACAAAAACCACAUAAUGGAAGUACUGGCAGCUAAUGAUAUUGAGUGUGAUGAUCUUGGUUCUAUCUGCAUGGCAGACACAAUGGCCCUCAGUAACUAUAUUGAAGAAGUUGUGGUAUCAGCAAUUUCAUACCAUCUUAUGAAUACCAAGGACCCAGAGUACCGAAAUGGAAAGCUUGUAAUUUCAUCAACAAGUUUGUCACAUGGGAUGAACAUAUUCAAGGAAGAAAAAUCUGCUGCAGGAAAGGAUACCCUAAAGCUUGAAUCAAAAGCGGAAUUAUCCAAGGAGACACAGAGUGGGGAAAAAGGCAGCAAGGGACCAGAAACAAAAGCAGAAAGCUCAACAGCUCCUGAAAGCAAACCUGAAACAGGAUCCACAGCUCCAGCUCCCACUACAAAGGAUGCCACCAGUUCAGGCACUGCAGUAAAAGCUCCGGAAGUUCCUCCUGACAAUGAAUUCGAGAAGCGUAUAAGACCCGAAGUCAUACCAGCUAAAGAGAUUGGUGUAACAUUUGCUGAUAUUGGUGCCUUAGAUGAGAUCAAAGAAUCUCUUCACGAGUUGGUGAUGCUACCUUUACGGAGACCGGACCUGUUCACAGGUGGUCUGUUAAAACCAUGCAGAGGUAUCCUGCUUUUUGGCCCGCCAGGCACAGGGAAGACAAUGCUGGCCAAGGCCAUUGCAAAGGAAGCUGGAGCAAGUUUCAUUAAUGUGUCUAUGUCAACCAUUACAUCUAAGUGGUUCGGCGAAGAUGAGAAGAAUGUGCGCGCCUUAUUCACUCUGGCAGCCAAGGUUUCCCCAACUAUUAUAUUUGUGGAUGAAGUUGAUAGUAUGCUUGGGCAGCGCUCCAGAGCUGGGGAGCAUGAAGCCAUGCGGAAAAUAAAGAAUGAGUUCAUGUCUCACUGGGAUGGCUUACUCACAAAACCAGGUGAAAGAAUUCUCGUUCUGGCAGCAACCAACAGGCCAUUUGACCUUGAUGAAGCAAUUAUUAGACGAUUCGAGAGAAGAAUCAUGGUUGGCCUACCUACACUAGAACAAAGGGAAUUGAUCUUAAAGACACUACUGGCAAAAGAGACAGUGGGCAAAGGAUUGGACUUAAAGCAGCUUGCUACAAUGACUGAGGGCUACACCGGCAGUGAUCUCAAGAACUUGUGCACUACUGCAGCAUAUCGGCCAGUUAGAGAGUUGAUCAAGCAAGAAAGACUUAAAGAUGUUGAAAAGAAGCGCCUGGCUCAAGAAGGAGGUCCAAAUUGUGGAGAUGCUCCGACAGCGAAUGAAGAUAAAGGGGAAAGGGUCAUCACCAUCCGGCCUUUGAAUAUGGACGAUUUUAUGGAGGCAAAGAAUCAGGUUGCUGCUAGCUUUGCAGCUGAAGGAUCUAUAAUGAAUGAACUGAAGCAAUGGAACAAUUUAUAUGGGGAGGGAGGUUCAAGGAAGAAGGAACAGCUGACAUACUUCCUGUAGAAAUGCUCCUCAUCAUCCUGAUGUGGAUCAUGAAAAGAUCAGAGGUUAAGUUCCUGGAAAUCUGACGGUACGUGUAUUGUACAACUGGAUGGCAAUCCAACCUGAGAUCUUUGACCUUAGGAGCAACUGAAGCCCGGGUUAUGAUUUCUGCCACGCUCAUAUAUAUAUAUAUAGAAGACUGGAUUAUGAUAUUGGUAAAAGUUAGUAUUAUAUAUAGUUAAUCAUAGAUUUUAUUCCAAGGGAACAUUAGUGGGUUUAGGCUUCUGGUCUGCUUUCAUUCUUAUGACUUAUGUCUUUGGUUGUGGAACACACAUGAUAUGCUCCGAGAGAAAUUAGACCUGUGGUUCACUUUAUGGUUCGAUGUUUGAAAACUUUGGAAUUUAUAAGGAAGACCCG
This is a messenger RNA of Ipomoea triloba (trilobed morning glory), 3373 nucleotides long. RefSeq names its product putative cell division cycle ATPase. NCBI's taxonomy places the organism in Eukaryota, Viridiplantae, Streptophyta, Magnoliopsida, Solanales, Convolvulaceae. The transcript has 16 exons. Gene Ontology annotation, cellular component: mitochondrial outer membrane. Gene Ontology annotation, molecular function: ATP hydrolysis activity; ATP binding. The record is from RefSeq and is a predicted model, not a curated record. Bases 455 to 2977 code for a protein of 840 amino acids.